Leptinotarsa decemlineata (Colorado potato beetle) is the source of this 1194-nucleotide messenger RNA. RefSeq names its product carbonic anhydrase 3-like. NCBI's taxonomy places the organism in Eukaryota, Metazoa, Arthropoda, Insecta, Coleoptera, Chrysomelidae. Gene Ontology annotation, cellular component: cytoplasm. Gene Ontology annotation, molecular function: zinc ion binding; carbonate dehydratase activity. The record is from RefSeq and is a predicted model, not a curated record.
AUGACAUCAUUCCAUCACAACGGAAAUGUCAAAUAUUUGAAAACAUUCAUCUCUUUCAUUAAAAUCACACAAUUUCGAUUUUAUCAUGUCUUCCCAAAUUCAAGCAAGUGAAAUAGAAACUCAACUGCCUCGAAGAUCCAGAGAAUACAGCCAUUCUGAUAUGAGCGACUAUCAAAAACAACUUUGGAUAAGAAAAUUAACACAAACCGAAGGUUGCUACGAAUCUCCCAUCGACAUAUGUCUUACCAGGUCGAAAGAAAUUGAACUGCCUCCCCUCGAGUGGAUCAACUUUGAGAUCCCUCCGAAAAAAAUCAAAAUUACGAACACAGGACAAACGAUAAUUUUCAGCGCAAAAUGGGGCCAAGAACGUCCCUACCUGGCCAGCGGGCCGUUUUUGGGAAAGUACGUCUUUUCUAAUUGGCACCUCCACUGGGGAGCAAACGAUAUGGAAGGGAGCGAACAUUCUGUAGACGGGACGAGUUAUCCAGCAGAGAUGCACGUCGUUACAUUUAAGAGUUGCUAUUUGACGCAAGAGGCCGCUCUAAAAGAACAGGACGGAUGUGCGACAUUGGUUUAUUUAUUCAAGCUCCAAGAUGCUCCUAAUCCAGCCUUUCAAACGAUAGUCGACGCGUUGCUAGACGUUCCAAAAGCGGGCACCUCAAAAAAAAUCGAACCCUCCAUCAUAACAAAUCUCGUUAAAAAAUUCACUUCAGAUUAUUUCAUGUACUGGGGCUCUGUGAGCACAGAAAAAUGCGUCCAUUACAUCUUGUGGUUAAUUUCCAGAAUACCCAUUGCAGUGUCUGCCGAGCAGAUCGACUCUUUGCGAUUCAUAUUCGACGAAAAAGGAAACCCGUUGACAAGGAACUUCAGGGACGUGAACAACCAAAAGAGAACCGUCUUCCACGUGAACCCGUCCAGUUCGAAGUACUCGACGUUGCUGCCGUUUUCGAAUGGCUCCCGCGACGUGGUGCAGCUCUUCAGAUGCGAAUCAGACUACAACGUGGAAGAUGCGAGUAUCCUACAGAUUGGAGCGAAAGCUUUCAAGAACUUGGAAAAGAGCAGGGAAGCCGCUUCAAAAUCUUUGUCGUUCAACCGAGCGGAAGAGAAAGGACCUGCGAUCAACUUGAAGAAAUAUAUUUAUUCGUUUUAACGGGUUUAUAUUACUUAACAGCGACAAUACAGGCAUUUUCCGGU